AUGGAUGUUGGGAGGAGGCCACACUUUGAACGCGAGACAGACGCCGGCAGAAAAGAGUGGCGGUGGGCGACGGCGGUAUGGUUUGGUAUGGUCUGGUACGGGGGUGUGACGGUACGCCGCGUACGGUCCUGGACCUGUUCGACGAGUGUUUCGCGAUCUCUGCUUCAACCAAGGAAUACCAAGUGUGGAAGCGAAAGUCCAUUCCUGGGUGGAUUUGAAGAGAAGCUGAAGGGACAGCCAGAAUGGCCUAGCAAUGGUUGUAGGGAAAGGCGCAAGAGGCGAUGCCAGGAUGGUGAUAUUUAUCCGGUUCAAAUUAAAGAAACCAAUUAUACUGACCAGAUGGCUUUCAUAUAUCUUCAAUGUUGUAAUAAGUUGCAGGCGCAUACUCCAUUAAGAGGAGAAGAGCACUUUGAAAAGAGUAUGGCGAUGGUUAGGCUCGAAGCGAGAGAGAUCUCGAAUCAAAUGACAAGACUACCCGAGAAGGCGACGGCACAAUAUUAA
Uncinocarpus reesii 1704 is the source of this 501-nucleotide messenger RNA. RefSeq lists its product as uncharacterized. The record is from RefSeq and is a predicted model, not a curated record. The transcript is spliced from 2 exons. Bases 1 to 501 code for a protein of 166 amino acids. Lineage: Eukaryota; Fungi; Ascomycota; Eurotiomycetes; Onygenales; Onygenaceae.